GGUUUCAUCGUUAGUGCUGAUGUUCGCAUUUCGCAAGGUAUCGGUAUUUCGCAGUCCCGCAAUUUGCGGGAGUUCCGCCGGCUUAUCGCAUUGACGAAAUUGGAAAAAUUGUAGUCGAUAAGAGGUAGUAUCGACGGCUUUAAUGUCCGACCGAAGUUCAGCUCGGGGAGCAUUAGGCCUUCAGUUUGGCUGACUUAAUAAGCCUGUCAGUUUGACUAACUGGCUGGGAUUAAUUGCAAAAAUUAGCUCUAUAUCGGACGAAAAAAAUAGCGUCUUAAGCGUUUCAGUAAGGUCCAGGCGCGUAGUGCUCCAACUGUAAUUCGCGCUAAACAUUUAAGAGUAUAUUAUCCCCAUACUUUUAACCGGUGCUUGAUAGCACUGCAAAGCGCUUAUACUGGGAAAUGGAGCCCGGAGAACCGUCAGGAGCGUCACCAUUACGAGAAAAGUCAAAAGCGGAGGAGGAUAGCGCGGUCGCUCAAGCUCCCGAAAAUGGGGAGACAGUUCGUGAAGACAAGGAAGAAAAUUGUGCUGCUAUGCCAGAAGGAAAAACGGAGGGGGGUAAAUUGGAGGAAGGGAAGUCUCAAGGCGAGGCCCCGUUAAGAGCAGACACGACUUUGGCGGAGUCUGGGGAGAAGCCGCUGGAGAGUGUGACUGAAAGGAAGGGAGCCGGUGCUGGUGGGGAGCAGGGGAGACUAAGUGACAAUGAUGAGGGUGCCGCAACGGGGGGUUCUCAAGGGCCUGCUUCGAGGAAUGAGGGGGAAGUGGGGGAAAAGGAGGGUAAGGCCGAGACGGAGGGUGGACGAGAGAGAAAGGAAAAGAGAGAAGGCGAGAAGGAGGCUGGAGAGGGUGCGGAAGGGAAGGUGAUACCGGGGGGAGGUUCCACCUUGCAAGAGGAUGGGCCAGUGCAAGCGGAGGGUGAAGCGGAGAAAGGAGGGGAUGGUGAUGGUUGUGAUGCGGCUGCGAUGGAAGUGGAUACUCAAGCAGGAGUGACUAAAGCAGGGGCGACAAAAGCGAGUGUGACUGAGGCGGAGGGUGAGGAGAAGGGUCAGGAGAAGCGCGAGGGUCUCGUUGACACUGGCAAGGAGCGUAGUAACGAGGGUCAGGGGGCUGAAGUAGACGUGACUAUGACGAAUGGGCCAGCCGAGGGAGGAGAGGAGGGCGAGAUGAACGGUGUAGGGAAGAAGGGGAGGUGGGAUUCGGGCAAGAAAGCGGAGAGCGAAGGAGCAGGAGGACAGGUGCAACAGCGGGAGCAGGGGAAUGGGGAGAUGGAGAAGCCUGAGGAGGGAAAAGGGAAGAUGGAGGAGCAUGAGGAGGGGCGGAAAAAGGGGGAGGAGGAGAGAAGAGUGCAGAGAGGUGAGGAUGGUAUGGGAGAGCAGCAGAAUGGGAACGCAGAGGUGGAAGGGGAGAAGCAGGGCGAGGUAGGAGGAAAGGAAGGAAAGAAGGUGGAAGGGGAAGGAACGAAGGUGGAGGAAGAGACUAUUUUUGAGGCGCCUCAAAAAGAGAUGGAGGAGCAAGGGUACACGCAGCAGGGUCCAUUGGAGUCGUCACAGCCAACCACUAACACUGAUUCUUUUGUAACUGCUGACACUGCUACAGAUGCUGCUGCCACUGCUACAGAUGCUGCUGCCACUGCUACAGAUGCCACCACUACAUAUGCCACCGCUACAGGUGCUAAUACUACAGAUGCCAAUGCUGCGUAUGCCAAUGUUACAGACCGUGGGACGGCAGGUCUUAUCGCCACAGAAUCUGCUGCUACAGCUGCCAAUGCGGCAGGUAAAUAUGUGGCCGCUACAGCCGCCCCAGGCAGCCCCCCUACCAGUGGGCUGCUCCCAGUGCCAGCAGAGCAGCAGCAGGCGUUGGAAACGCAGCUUCCAGAAGCAGCAGCACCAGCAGCAGCAGCGCAGCAGCAGGAGGCCAUGGAAGCACAGCUCCCAGUGCCGGCAGAGCAGCAGCUGAUGGACCUGCGUCUGCUCGCGCUGCAGAAUGCGGUGCUGCCCCCCCACGAGCAGGGGGAGAGCGCUCAGGCGGAGACUCAUGAUUCCCCGACUCAGAAGGCAACGGUGCCAACAAUGCUUUCAGAGCAGCAGCAGCAGCAGCAGCAGCAGCAGGAUGAGGUGAUGGAAACACAGACUCCAGAAGCAGCAGCACCAGCAGAGCAGCUGCAGCAGCAGCAGGUGAUAGAAACGCAGCUCCCAGCAGCGUUAGAAGCAGCAGAGCAGCAGCAGCAGCAGCAGCAGCAGCACGAGGUGAUGGACAUGCGUCUGCUAGCCAUGCAAAACGUGGUUCUAGUGCAGGCAGCGAACGAGGAAGAGGAGAUCGACGUGCUGGAGGUGGACGAGGAGGAGGAGGAGGAGCUCAAGAAGCAGAUGGGCGUGGGGGAGGGCGGACCCGUGGAGUAUAUGGUUCUAGGGGAGGGAGGAGCUGGGGAAGGGGGGAUGGUGGGGGAUGGGGGGGUGGGGGCGGGGCAGGAGGGUGCUACUCCUGGGGGUGCAGGUUUGUUGGCCCCAGAACACCUGCCGGAUGCUGCUUCAGGUGGAAUCUUAGGUGCCGGGAUCUUAGGUGCAGCAGCCUUGGCGGGUGCAGCAGGUGUGGAGCCAGCAGGUGGCGAAGUUGCUGUUGGGUCAACAGGCUUGGGAUCAGCAGGCGUGGGGUCGACUGGGUCACGAGACGAUGACAUGGUGGCUUCAACCAUUCUAGGCCUGCUGCCCUCCCUCUGCCCCUCCACCCCUGCCGCUGCUGCCCCUGCUGCUGCUCCUGCUGCUGCUGCCACCCCUCCUGCUGCUGCUGCCUUUGCAGGUGGUGCUAGUGUUGCCGCUGGCAGUGGUGAUGCGGCGCCUGAGGUGUUGAGGAGCGGACACGAACAGCAGCAACGGCAGGAGGAGGAGGAGAACGGGGGGGUGCUUGCUGCCGCCACCACCCGUUCGCCUGAAGGGCGGACGGGGAAGAAAGGUGCAGAUUCUGUGAAGGAUCAGCAGCAACAGCAGCAGCAAGCAGUGGGGGGACUGUCAACGCGGAAGCGGAAGCAGCAGCAGCAGGGGGGGGAGAGGGCGGAGGGGGAUGGUGCUCCGUCUCCUGUAUAUGAACCCUUCGACCCGGCUCUCCCUGCCUCCCUCCAAGGCAUCACUCGGCGCACGCGCCAUCGCACCACACGUCCCGCCUCACGCCUGCCGCUCAUGGCCUUGGACGGCCACUCCGCGCUGCUCUCCCCUCCACACCCCUCCCUCCGCAACCAAACCCAAAACCACGAUCAGCAGCAGCCGCGGCAGCAGCAAGAUUCACCGGUCUCCCCUCCUGCUGUUCCUGCUGCUGCUCCUGCUGUUCUUCCUCCUCCUGCUGCUCCCCCUGCUGCUGCUGCUUCUCCUGCGGGCGUAACGGACAGCAAGGAGGGAGUCCUAGGCAGAGGGCGGCGAGCAUCCACAGGCUCGGUGCCCGAAGCACCACUUGACUCUCCAGCUCUGGACGGGCCCGCCUCAGGCCCAGGCGAGGGCUCUGGAGCAGGGGGAGCAGAGGAGACCGUGGGGGCAGGGGAGGCCGCUGCCCCGGCCCCGGCUUCUGCACCGGUGCUGCAGGCUUACCACCGGAGACGACAGGAGCAGCCGCUGAUCCGCUUCUCUAUAAAGAGCCUCUCAAUGCCCGAGCUUUCAGUCUGCCUGCCAGAAACUGCCACUGUUGGUGCGCUCAAGCAAGCUGUAGUAGAGGCAGCUCUAGCCUCUUUUGGCAACGGGCUGCGCCUGCGCAUGGUGUUACAGGGUAACCGCUGCACGGAUGACCAUUCCUCCCUGGCUGACGUGGGCCUCUCGCACGCAGCCCUGCACCAGCAGCAGCAGCAGAAGCAGGCAGCAGCAGCAUCCCUCAGCUUCAUGCUCGACCCAGACCCGGUUCUGCUCCCGCCCCCUCCGCCUCCUCCCGCUGCUACAGCUGCUGCUACAGCUGCUGCUACAGCUGCUGCCAAGCAGGCUGCAGCUGCGGCUGCUGCGGCAGCUGCUGCUGCUGAUCCCGAUCCGCUGUUGCUGCUGUCGCCUCUGGCUCACCCUGGGGAUCCGGGCCUUGCUGCUGCUGUGGCGGCGGCAGCUGCUGCUGAGGGGAGGAAUGGGGAUGCUCCGCUGGUCUCUGUUGCAUCACCAUCCCACGCCUACCCUUCUCACAACACCCGAUCAAGCUUUGCAGCAGCAGCCGCCGCCGCUGCUGCUGCUGCCGCUGCCGCAGCAGCCGCUGCAGCCGCAGCAGCAGCACCAGGCAGCGCACGCAGACACUCAAGCCCUUCCACUCCCCUCCACCCAUCCUACCUCUCCCCCUCCUACCCUUACGCCUCCGCCUCUGGUCCUUUUACUCCAGCUUCCGCCCCUCCUGCCACCACCACCACUACUCCCACCACUAGACAUGCAGCAGCACAGGCCUUAGCAGCGAUUCGCGCACAGACAGAGCACGAGCCAGGGGAUGGUGUGGGAGGAGGGAGAAGCAGGAGGAGGAGACGGAACGAUGACGAAGAUUACCAAGAGGGGGAGGAGGGGGAGGAAGAGGAGGAGGAAGAGGAGGAAGAGGAGGAGGAUGAGGAGUAUGAGGAAGAGGACGAGGGGUUCCGGCUGCCGUUCGGGCGGUAUGCUAAUAGCGGGUAUGCUUCUAAAGGGGCGCAUUCCGGAGCCCUCAUCCUACACCCAUCCGUAUCAGGCAGAGGAAGAGGCAGAGGCCGAGGGGGAGGAGGGGGAGGGGGAGGGGUGGGAGGAGGGGCGUUGUCGUAUGCGGGGAGAGGUGGAGGGGGGGAGAGUGGAGCACUGGUGUUGCAUCCGCAGCACAUGCAGAGAGGGGGCGUGGGGGGGGCAGGGGCAGGGGCGAUGAUGGUGCACCCACGGGGAAGGUCAGCGGCGGGGCUGCAGCUCAUUGAGCAGAGGAGGAGGAUUCGGCGGCCGUUCACUGUGGGGGAGGUGGCGUCGCUGGUGGAUGCAGUGGAGGUGCUUGGCACUGGCAGGUGGAGGGAUGUGAAACUGAGGGCUUUUGCCACUUCAAAGCACCGAACAUAUGUGGACCUCAAGGACAAGUGGAAGACGCUGGUGCAUACGGCUCAGAUCGCGCCACAUCAGCGCAGGGGGGAGCCGGUGCCACAGGACCUGUUGGAUCGAGUGGUGCAGGCGCAUGGGUACUGGCAGGAGCAGCUCAGAAUCCAACGCGAGGAAAGAGACUCGUAACAAGAAUUCACCAACUGCACUCGUAUGCAUCCAUAAGCGAAGUUAAUUUCAUUGCAAGUAGGCUAAUUAACACCAUCUCACUAAGGGGACAUGGACUUGUCAGCAUGUGGGGUGAUGUCUUCUACACCGUAAUGGAAUGCACCAUCCCUCUCUACACAGAGGGAUGCAUGCACUAGUAUGGUACUUAGCUAAGCAUCCGACGGUUUGUACAUUGGUAAUGUACGAGUACGGCUCGACAUAGGCUUUGUUCUUUGUUGCAACACUUGUUAGACUAACACCCAUUGGCAAGCUAGCCUGCAAUCCCUGACCCUGACCCAUGUAGCAACUAGCAUAGUGACACUAAGAAGUGUGUAUCGUAUUU
Messenger RNA from Closterium sp. NIES-67, 5544 nucleotides. Lineage: Eukaryota; Viridiplantae; Streptophyta; Zygnematophyceae; Desmidiales; Closteriaceae. The record is from the annotation of a GenBank genome assembly.